Messenger RNA from Hemicordylus capensis (graceful crag lizard), 2628 nucleotides. RefSeq names its product ADP ribosylation factor interacting protein 1 (gene ARFIP1). The transcript is spliced from 10 exons. The coding region runs from base 176 to 1387 and encodes 403 amino acids. NCBI's taxonomy places the organism in Eukaryota, Metazoa, Chordata, Lepidosauria, Squamata, Cordylidae. Gene Ontology annotation, cellular component: trans-Golgi network membrane. The record is from RefSeq and is a predicted model, not a curated record. Gene Ontology annotation, molecular function: phospholipid binding; protein domain specific binding. Gene Ontology annotation, biological process: regulation of Arp2/3 complex-mediated actin nucleation; intracellular protein transport.
GAGACAUCCGGGUCUUCUGAGCCGAUUCUUUUCCGCUUUCGCUAGCCUCCCCCGCUUUCGCCGCGCGUCAUCACAGCAGCGCGGGCAGGAGGAGAUCCAGGCAGGGCGCCGUUGUGGCCACCGACUGGGAAGAGGGGCAGAGGAGGAAGCCGGGGCGGCCGAGAGGAACUCAGAUAUGUCAGAACACAGCAAGAAUCCCACAACUGUUGAUGAACCUCGUCUGGCUCCAGAAGAAAUCCAGUCUGACUCUGAGGAGUGUUCAAUGGCUCAAGAAUCUCCAAAAAAUUCAGCAGCAGAGAUUUCUGUGACAAGUAAUGGAGAACUUGAAGAUACCCACGAGCACAGUUUUAACAGGGACUUGAAGCGCUCUAUACCAGCUGGACUUGGACUGUCUGAAACCCAAAUUACAUCUCAUGGCUUUGACAGUACCAAAGAGGGAGUCAUUGAAGCUGGGCCUUUUCAAAGUCCCUCAUCGCUACCCAUGUCACCUGUUAUAUCUCCUAGCAAUGCAGCAGCUAGCAGACUGGCUGGACAAGGGAGUGAUUUAAUUAUUCCCAAAGGCAGUCUAAGAAUGCAGCCGAAAAGUGGACCAGUUGUCUUAGCAGAAGAGGCAAAGAACCCAGCAAUGGAAAAACUGGAGCUUGUUAGAAGAUGGAGCCUAAACACUUACAAGUGCACUCGUCAGAUAAUCUCUGAGAAGCUGGGACGAGGCUCACGAACAGUAGAUCUAGAAUUGGAAGCGCAAAUAGAAGUACUAAGGGAUAACAAAAAGAAGUACGAAAACGUCUUGAAAUUGGCACAGACCUUGUCCACGCAGCUUUUCCAGAUGGUGCAUACCCAAAGGCAACUUGGAGAUGCAUUUGCAGACUUGAGUCUGAAAUCGUUAGAACUCCAUGAGGAGUUUGGAUAUAAUGCAGAUACUCAGAAACUUCUUGCUAAAAACGGUGAAACUCUUCUCGGGGCAAUUAACUUCUUUAUUGCUAGUGUGAACACUUUGGUGAAUAAAACUAUUGAGGAUACAUUAAUGACUGUGAAGCAAUAUGAAAGUGCUAGGAUUGAAUAUGAUGCUUAUCGCACAGAUCUAGAAGAACUGAAUCUUGGCCCACGUGAUGCAAACACCUUGCCAAAGAUUGAGCAGUCACAGCAGCUAUUCCAAGUACAUAAAGAGAAAUAUGAUAAAAUGCGCAGUGAUGUAUCAGUUAAAUUGAAGUUUUUGGAGGAAAACAAGGUCAAAGUAUUGCACAAUCAGCUCGUUCUGUUCCACAAUGCCAUCGCUGCAUACUUUGCAGGGAACCAGAAACAGCUUGAACAGACACUUAAGCUAUUCCAUAUCAAAUUGAAAACACCUGGAGUAGAUGCUCCAUCUUGGCUUGAAGAGCAGCAGUAAAACCAGGCAGGAAGAUCUAUUGAUCAACCCGGAAUCUUGUACAUCUAAUAAGAAUCAAGGAGCUUGUCUAAGGAGGACUGUUUGUAGUGAUUCUUGCACAAGCAGCUUUAAUUCCGACUCCCCCUCCCCCCCGGAAUAAUAAAUAUCAUAGUAAUUUGGGAGGGUGGGUGGAAUUAAUGUAACCAAAUGUUAAUUUGUCAUUUCUGAAACAGAGCUCUUUUUGUACAUGAGGGUAAACUGUUAUUUCUGUAGUAGGGAAAUAAUAUAGAUUUGCACUGACAAAGAUGUUUGUGGUCUCUAGUAAUUGUGGUGGCUAGAUGAGAUAUUUUUUCCAAAGGAAGGCACUCAUGAUUUGUAUCAACAUCUGAUAUUUUAUAUAAAUGUAUUAAACUUCUCUAAAGAUUCUUUUUCAUGUAAUUGUGUUAAAUAUUUUGCACAGUAAAAUAAGGCCUUCCUGCAGCAUCCACAGUGCCAGUGGCUGGCUGAUAUGUGGAAGAGCAGUAGAUAACUUUUUUUAGAAGUUGACUCUUUCCAUUGUACGUUCAAAAACACUAAAUUUAGAAUUACUCUCUUGGUCUGAAGCUUUGAACACACAUUUUAGCAUUGUAAAGAUGACUUGCUUGGACGCAGCCCUGUGUCCUACUAAUUUAAUUUUAAACUUUCUAUUAAAAACAAAACCAUAUUUGCCUUAAAUUCAAAAAGUGCCUUUCCCCAACACUUUCUACCCAAUGUAUAUAUUCUGUAAGAAGCCCUCUUUGGAUUUUUUAAAAAGAGACUAAGGCCAGUCGGGGAUGUUGGUGCUUCAGUUUGAAAUGCAGAUCAUGUCACUUGAGUAAUGCAACGGUUUCUGUUUCUUUUCUCAAUCAGUAGUGCAACUAUGGUUAAAUGUACAAUUGUUUUCUCUUAUCAUAGGCUUUUAAAAUUCACUUUUCUGGAGCAUCCUCAUUUGUACAUGUUCCAUUGCAUUUUGUGUUUAUAUAAAUGAAGUACUUAAAAAGUAACUUAUCACAGCUUAUAUGGAUUGUAUAGCUAUGUAUUAUAUGUUGAAAUAGAUUUGGUUGCUUAAAAUGGUUUGGUUUAAGUCUUAAUGUAAACUGUGUAUCUUAAAUCAUUCCUUAUUACAUUUUAGUCUGAGCCUUCAAUUAUUUUUGUUGCUGUUAUUACUCUUGAGAUAAUUUUACCAUUUCCCAGAAUGCGCCUCUAUUAACUUUGUAUUCAUACUAAAGGUGUUUACUGCAGUA